AUGUCCAUUGAUUCUACACCACAAACUUCAGUUUCUCCAGAGCCACCUACUAAACAAACAUCUUAUGUUUUCCAAAGUACAGUUAAUAAACAGCUCCCCCAUGCAGUUGGAGGAGACGGGUGUUAUCUUAUAGUAGAAGAUGCUGAGACCGGAGAAAGAAGAAGAAUCCUCGAUGGUAUGACUGGAGCGGCCGUUGGAGCACUUGGAUGGGGCGAUGAGACCGCCAUUGAAUUAGUGGCUAAUUCAGUGAGAGAAUGCCAUUAUUCUUAUUCACCCUACCAUUGCAAUAAGAAUGCAGAAGCAUUAGGCAAGUUUUUAAUUGAUAAUUCACCCCCAGGAGUAUUCACAAGUUCAUUGUUUCUUGGAUCGGGAUCAGAAGCAAAUGAAAAUGCAAUGAAAUUAGUUAAACAAUAUUUCUUAGAACGUAAUUUACCUAAGAAAAAUAAAUUCAUUAGUAGAUCAACAUGCUACCAUGGAUUUACCCUUGGAUCACUUUCGAUUGGAGCCAAUUCAAGAGCAAAACUUUUCCAGGAUAUCUUAUUACCAAAAGAACUCACUCCUAAAACUGAUGUUUGUUAUCCAUUUCGUUAUAAGCAGAAGGGACAAUCGGAUGAAAAUUAUGUUGAGCAAUUACUUGAUAAUUUGGAAAGUCUUAUUUUGAAAGAGGGACCCGAUACCGUGGCCGCCAUUAUUUUGGAAACCUUGCCAGGAAGUUCUAUUGGUACCGUGCCACCUCCCGCUGGCUACUUACCAGGAGUCCGGAGAUUAUGUAACAAGUACGAUAUUGUCUUCUAUUUAGAUGAAGUGAUGUGUGGUACUGGUCGGGCCAACCCCCCAUCUGGUUAUGGAUUACACUGUUGGGAAAAUUAUUUAAGUCCCCAGGAGGCUCCCGAUAUUCAAACCAUUGGUAAAACAUUGGGUUCUGGGUAUAUCACCAUUGCCGGGGUUCUUAUUGGUAAUAAGAUCCAAAAAGCGUAUCUGGAAGGAUCUGGAGCAGUUAUUGGUGCUCAUACUUAUGCCUCCCAUUCUUUCAAUUGUUUGGCAGCAUUAAAAAUUCAACAAUAUAUUAAGCAAUUGGGACUCACCAAAAAUAUCUUUAAGAUGGGUAAUUUGAUGGGUACUAAAUUGCACGAAGCCUUAAAAGAUAAUCCGAUUGUUGUUGAUGUACGUGGAAUCGGGGGGUUUUGGUCAAUUGAAUUUGGUAAAAAUGGGACUCCUGAUAAUGAUGUUUUCCCAUUGGAAGCAAAAGUUGCCCUUAGAAUCCAAGCCCAGGCUUUCCAAAAUGGUCUUACCGUGAUGGGUGCCCAAGGUGGGUUCAACCAGGUCGGAGACCAUAUGUGUCUUGCUCCGGCUUUCAUCAUUCAAGAAAGCGACGUUGAUGAGAUUGUUAGAUUGACCACCAAAACCGUCAACGACAUGGCUGUUCAAUUGAAAGCGGAAGGCUACCUCUAG
This is a messenger RNA of Hyphopichia burtonii NRRL Y-1933, 1452 nucleotides long. RefSeq names its product aminotransferase. Lineage: Eukaryota; Fungi; Ascomycota; Pichiomycetes; Serinales; Debaryomycetaceae. Bases 1 to 1452 code for a protein of 483 amino acids. The transcript has a single exon. Gene Ontology annotation, molecular function: transaminase activity; pyridoxal phosphate binding. Gene Ontology annotation, cellular component: cytosol. The record is from RefSeq and is a predicted model, not a curated record.